This is a messenger RNA of Fusarium subglutinans, 2625 nucleotides long. Its product is annotated as mg2+ transporter. Lineage: Eukaryota; Fungi; Ascomycota; Sordariomycetes; Hypocreales; Nectriaceae. Gene Ontology annotation, biological process: transmembrane transport; metal ion transport. The transcript is spliced from 9 exons. Gene Ontology annotation, molecular function: metal ion transmembrane transporter activity. Gene Ontology annotation, cellular component: membrane. The record is from RefSeq and is a predicted model, not a curated record. The coding region runs from base 1 to 2625 and encodes 874 amino acids.
AUGCAAAAUGGGGCCACUAAGGUCCCCAACACUCUGGGAUCAAGGCGAGCAAUAACGGCACGUGGAUAUACUUUCGUCGAGGAAGGGGAUAUCAUUAUAAUACAGGAGUCCCUUUCCCCAGCAGAAGUCAAGGCCUUGCUCAUUGAGAGCCAGGAACCUCCUGAAGCGAAAAGUUCAACACAAAACUCCAGUCAGCAUCUCGCUGAGAGGAUUUUCAUUGAUGUUGAAGAGCAAGGGCCAGUCCCCGAUUUCCUUGGACAUGCGAUGCCGAUAUCGAAUGGUUUCAAUGGAGACUACUUCGGCAGAGGUGGUGCUAAGGACUCACUCAUGAGAUCUUGGGUUAAUCAAGUGUUGGUAUCAGACGUCCAUGGUUUGAACCUUCAUGAAAAGCAAGCCCGUGUCAUUUGCUCUACUCGAGCAUCAUCAGACUCGUAUAGAGCUUGGUUUAACCCUACCUUAUGGCUCGAAGGCCAAGCCACACGUUCGGAUCUCUUUGAUAUCGGGUAUGCUGAAUAUUACCAGGACUUUGCGAGGUCGCAUAGCUUUACACUCAACUCUUUGGGCUAUCGUGGCAGGCCGAAGCGCGAUGUGAAAUUCCGAUGGGUGCAUCUAGAGAGUCUUUCGUCAAACUUUCAAAUGCUUGAGCAUCUUGUCGCCGAGUGCCCUUUCAUCUCCAAGCCUCUCAGAUCAGUUGCCCUGAAGGUCCUUCUAGAAGCGAGCCAGCAAUGCUCUAAACCAGAUGCUUCAAAAUCACAAAUCGACACAGGGAAUGUCAUACGAUAUAUAGGACGCCACCGAGUACAUUCAUUAUCUAGGGAUACUGAUACCCGGGAUACCCAGCCUGUGAUAUUUGUCUCAACGCCCUACCUGCUUAUGGCACAAAAGCCACCAGCAGCCCCUGUUUCAGGAGAAACCCGGAAGAGAAACCUCAUUGAAUUCCUCUAUGGUAGCGAAUCUGGAUCUUUUCAACAGCCAUGGUUGGACCGCUCAACUGCGAAUGGUUUUAAGUAUAGCAUUGCAGGCAUGCUAGAAGUGCCCGAAGCCAGCUUCCUUUUGAUAGGUUCCGAUGAGACUAGAACUCGCCGCAGCGACCUAGUUAUUGAGAAGGAAUGCAGCCAUGAGAGCUUUGUGCACAAGGCUUUUGGUCUCCCCCGUAACGACAGAUUAAGUCUUGGUUCAUACAUAUUGGUUGAUGAACACGAUCGCCUUGUCAACGAUUCGGUUUGGCACAAUUACCUCAAGUCGGGAGAAGUGGAGCGACACGUCUUCCGUUUGACGAAAACCCCUUCAGCGUUUCCAGCAGAACAUAUCAAGGGUUCAUCCACAGGUUCUGUUGGUUUUAAGGAAACAAGCACAGAUGUGUCCAAUCAUCAGGCAAUAGCUCUAGAGCCAUCUCAUACUCGAAUAUAUAAGAGCGAGCUGUUGCGCCCAAACGAACUCUCCUUCAGUAUUUCGAACAAUGAGAUCGAAGUGUGUACCACUUACAUGAGCGGCAUGUCAUAUGUUAUCAAGCCAAAAGAGUCACGACUGUCCUGGAUGAUCCUUGCUCGAGCUGGGUUGCGCAACUUCAAAACAGGCAUGCAGCAUUCGGCAGAUGAGGGAUUAUCAGCUAUCCAUGCUAAGAUGAUUGAAAUUAACCAAAAGAUACACGAACAGCUGGACCUUGCAACACGCGACAUCAUGGUGUCGGGAACAAGUAGAGGCGACAAUGAUCAGCUGAUAGUAUCUGACAUAGGUCCCGAGUUCCUACUGGCAAACCUCAUCAGCAAUUUGCAGAAUCAUACUGCAAUGGAUCAGACAGGUCAAUCGCUAGAUAUUAUUCAGCAUUAUCGUCGAGUAUCAUCCGGCCUUCAGUACAUUGCUGUGCGAGACCCAAGAAGACGACGGUUCUUGGAAAUCUCAGCUCUUGAAGAAGAAACUGACGCUUUGCGUGCAGUUAUCGAGAUACAGAGGCGAAUGGCCAAAACACUCAAGAGGAUCCUGAGCCCUGAUUUCUUCCGGAAUGGGACGACAGAUGAUGAAUAUCUCGAGAACCGACGCAAGAGGCACCUAUUGGAAAGCGAGCACCUAGGAAGACAAACCCAGAAGCUAUCUGAGAAUAUCAGGACUCUAGAGACAUUACUGGGCAUUGCCCAAGUAACGAAAUACAAGAUGAAGCAAGUACUAGAGGUACUUGACGAAGGGCAUGGAAAAGCCAUUCGUGUUUUCACUUUCGCGACGCUGUUCUUUCUUCCAAUGUCUUUCGUCACGAGUUUCUUUGGCAUGAAUACAACCGAUGUCAGAGACAUAGGAUGGGACCAAAGGCUGUUUUGGUCGUCGGCGAUUCCGUUGACUGUUGCAGUUAUGUCUUUGGCUUUGGUCUAUGGAUACAAAUGGGAUACAGUCUUGGAGUUCCGUGAUAAGGUGUUCAAAUCACAUGAGCCUUACCAGUUCCACUCGAUCAUUAAUCAAGAUGUCACCACUUUUACAGAGGAAAGAAAUGGCCAGACUAGCAUUCCUAUCCGUCCUUCCGCAUCACCAAAACGGUCGAGGCUAUGGGUGAGUGGCGUUGAGAGGCUCAGGGUUGGACUCUGGAGAAAGCGGGAAGCAGGUGGAAGACAGACAACCAACGAGUCUCAGGUGUAA